AACUUUACAGGAUUUUCACGUUGGUUCUUGUUAUUGCUGAAUAAACAGGAUUGGAAACCAGACAGUAACAGAGCAGCAGAAGGAGGAGAGGAACACACACACAAAGACAGGAAUGAACACUCGAUCAGACCCCAACUCCUCAGCCCGCAAGAAGCUGGUCCUGAAAGACAUUAAGAGAGGUCUGCUGGAGGAUGAGGACCUGAAGUUCAUGCAGAAAGGCAGCAAGUUACAGAAGAUCAGGUCCCGGAUGUGGACGAAAUAUCGUCGGUUUCGGCUGCUGGAGGACGGACUGACCGUGUGGUGUGAGAGCAAGUCCAUGAAGAAGUCCGGCAUGACCACGUUCUCGGUGAUGGAGAUCCAGUCUGUGCGUGAGGGCCACCAGUCGGAGGUGAUGCGGAAACACGGUCGGGGUUUCUCGGAGCAGCAGUGCUUCACCAUCGUGUUCCAGGGCAACCGCACUAACCUGGACCUGGUGGCCGGGACCCUGGAGGAGAGGAGACGCUGGGUCCGGGGGCUUCACAAACUGAUGGCCCGAGCGGCCGGCAUGAGCCAGCGCGAGAAACUGCACCACUGGAUUCACGAGUACCUGCGGAGGGCAGACGCCAACAAGGACAAGAAGAUGAGCCUCGAGGAGAUCAAAGACCUCCUGAAGCUGAUCAACAUCGAGGUUUACGAGGAGUACACGCUGCUGCUCUUCAAGCAAUGCGACAGGUCCAAGAGCAGCAAACUGGAGGAGCACGAGAUCGAGGAGUUCUGUCAGCUGCUGAUGCAGAGGCCGGAGCUGGAGGAGAUCUUCAACUAUUACUCGGGCGAGGACCAGAUUCUGGCCGUCAGGGAGAUCAGCAACUUCCUGAAGGAGCAGAAGGAGGUCCCCAGCGAGGAGAACGCCGUGGAACUCAUCGAGAGAUUUGAGCUCAAUGAGAAAGCGAAACAGAACCAGCUCCUGACCCAGGACGGGUUUGUGAUGUACAUGCUCUCGCCGGACGGCAACAUCUUCAACCACAGCCAUGACCUGAUCUACCAGGACAUGGGGCAGCCCCUCAGCCACUACUUCAUCUCGUCCUCGCACAACACCUACCUGAUGGAGGACCAGCUGGGAGGACCCAGCAGCACUGAGGCUUAUAUCAGAGCGCUGUUGCGAGGCUGUCGCUGUGUGGAGCUGGACUGCUGGGACGGAGCUAACGGGGAGCCCGUUGUGUACCACGGACACACCCUCACCUCCAAAAUCCUCUUCAAGGACGUGGUCACAGCCAUCCGCGACUACGCCUUCAAGACGUCCCCCUUCCCCCUCAUCCUGUCGCUGGAGAAUCACUGUGGGGUGGAGCAGCAGACGGUGAUGGCUCGACACUUCACCAACAUUCUGGGCAAGUUGUUGGUCACCGGCCCAGUUGAUGACAAAGAGCCCGAGGAGCUGCCCUCACCCGAGGAGCUCAAAGGGAAGAUUGUGAUAAAGGGGAAGAAGCUGACCGCCUCGGGGGACGUGGACGAGGAGACGGCGGAGGAAGAUAAUGAGAAGAAGAAGGAGGCGAAGCUGUCCCAGGAGCUGUCUGACCUGGUGGUUUAUUGCCAAGCCGUCCACUUCCACAGCUUUGCUGCCUCCCGCACCGAGGGCUCAGUCACGCAAAUGUCCUCCUUCGGAGAGAGUAAAGCCAAGAAGCUGAUCUCCGAAUCGGGGAAAAGCUUUGUCCAAUACAACGCCAGGCAGCUGAGCAGGAUUUAUCCGUCCGGAACCCGCUUCGAUUCUUCGAACUACAAUCCUCAGGACAUGUGGAAUGCCGGCUGUCAGCUCGUUUCCCUGAAUUUCCAGAAGUGCGGAGCGGAGAUGGACCUGAACGAGGGAAGGUUCCGGCAGAACGGUCGCUGCGGUUACGUGCUGAAGCCGGACUUCAUGAGGAGCAGCGACUCCGCAUUUAGCCCACAAAGCCCGUGCCGGGGGCGGCUGGACAGGAGACAGCUGGUCAUUGAUGUGAUCACAGCUCAGCAGUUGCCCAAAGUGAACAAGACCAAGAAGAACUCCAUCGUGGACCCGCAGGUGAGGGUGGAAGUUCACGGUGUUCCCGAGGACAACGCGUCCGGAAAGACGGGAUACGUGACGAAUAAUGGCUUUAACCCGGUGUGGAACGAGGUGCUGAGGUUCGGGAUCAGCGUUCCCGAGCUGGCGCUGAUCCGCUUUGUGGUGGAGGAUUACGACACGGCCAGCAGCAACGACUUCAUCGGGCAGUUUACCCUCCCGUUCACCAGCGUCCAGCAAGGCUAUCGCCACGUCCACUUACUGGCCAAGGACGGCACCUCCCUCUCGCCGGCCACCCUGUUCGUCCGGAUCAGGAUUAAGAGCGAGUAGACCGGAGACGGUGACUGAGUCACUGCGGUCGGGUGGAGACCUGGGUGCACAGGUCUAUCGUGCUGGGAGGCUGAGGUCCUGCCUCAGGCACUGGCCUGGGAUGAAGCUCGGAUUUUCAGACACAGGAGAAGCUUUCCGUCCCUGAAUUCGGCUCCAGUUGAGCCUCAAGAGCCGGGUCGUAACCCAGAAUCCGUCCCAACUCCCAGCAGAUCUGAAGCUUUUUAGACUUUUAAUCCGCGAAACAUUUUUAUAUCCACAGACAUCGAAUGUCCCAACUUUUUAAGCGCGCGCGUGUGUGUAUGUGGGGGGGGAUGGGGGAGGGAGGGUCACUUCUCGUCCCGUCAAACUUUUACAUCACAGAAAGAAACCAUUUCAGCCCCAUUGAAGCUCCCAUCUGCUCGCGCUCUUUACCCCACACCCCUUAUUUUAUGUAUUUAAUCUAUUUAUCUAAUUCCCCGCUGAAAGCUAUUAUGGUUUUGGCCGAGUGUUCUGAGGCCCUAAUCACCUUCCCUGAAGGAAACGCCUACAAAUACCCUUUGCCUUAUUCUGUUUGGGUAACGACAACGCGCACUUGUUUUGUUGCAUCCGUUCGUGCACCUUAGUAAAGUUUCGGCUCGAACCGCGUGGGCGCAGGAACCCCCAUCACAGACGCGGGCUCGGUACUCGGUAACGAGUUGGUGUUUUGAGUCUGUAAUUUAGGGGAAGAAACUUCGCCUUUUUUGAUUGGAAUAACGUAGAAUUAUUGCGCUAAGUCCGUGAGGUGACGAAGCCAAUGUCCUAUCUCUCCUCGAGCGAGACUCGCGCGUGUUUUUUUUUGUGUGUGUGUGUGUGCGUGCGUGCGCGUGCGGUACGCAAUCUUGUGCGGUUGAGCACGUUUGCCAUAUAAUUGUCGCAUCUGUUACAGAAGCCUCGUCGCCGCUCGAAAGGUCACAAAGUGCUUCCCAGUUAAUAAGCGGAGGUGCGGGGACUGUCUGCCGGCCAACGCGCUGCCCUGAUGAACGGGUUCGCACCUCCGGCCGGAACGGAGACAGCCGUUGGCGGACUGUCGGCCGGGACCGCGCCGCGACCCGUCCACUCUCUCCUGCGGAACAGCGCGGCGGCCGGAACCUUUUAACGUCCGCCCGGUCCCGGCGCGAGGCGGGACCUCGGGUUUAUUUGACCGCUCGCGUUCCAUGUAUUAUUCCGCAAAUAAACGCACCGAACUGCA
Molecule: messenger RNA, 3548 nt
Organism: Callorhinchus milii (elephant shark)
Lineage: Eukaryota; Metazoa; Chordata; Chondrichthyes; Chimaeriformes; Callorhinchidae
Product: 1-phosphatidylinositol 4,5-bisphosphate phosphodiesterase delta-3
Biological process (GO): lipid metabolic process; intracellular signal transduction
Molecular function (GO): calcium ion binding; phosphatidylinositol-4,5-bisphosphate phospholipase C activity
Source: RefSeq, a predicted model, not a curated record